Penaeus indicus is the source of this 489-nucleotide messenger RNA. RefSeq lists its product as uncharacterized. Bases 35 to 412 code for a protein of 125 amino acids. The transcript is spliced from 3 exons. The record is from RefSeq and is a predicted model, not a curated record. Lineage: Eukaryota; Metazoa; Arthropoda; Malacostraca; Decapoda; Penaeidae.
UUCACUUCGUAAUCAACUUUCUUCUGCAGCGAAGAUGUUUUCACGUUGCCUCCUCCGCCUUCACUUCGUGGGCGUCGGGACAAUGGUAGUGGGCGUCUUCCUCAUGACGACCCAUUUCCUCUACAAUGACUGCUGGUCGACGAAAUGUUCUCAGGACAAGGAAUUCCUCAGCAUCUUCAGUUUCCUGUGGAUCGUCUCUGGGGCGAGCAUCCUCCUCUUAGCCAUGCUCCUGUCAAGAAGAGACAUCGGCCAGUACAGUGACAUCCCCUCGAGCCAGGUGAACGAAGGUGCCAUCUACCCAGUGCCAGAUUCGUGCCAGUACCAACAAGGUGCUAAGUGCCAAGUGGAAGACCCGCCUCCACCAUACCAAGGACUGGAUACCUCUCCGCCUCCUUAUGAGUGUACUGUGUAAAGGGAUUUUUUUUUUCUUAUUCUUAAUUAAUUUAUUUACUUAUUUAUUAUUUGCCGGGGGUUGUCUGUAUGUUUUUU